Molecule: messenger RNA, 633 nt
Organism: Ostertagia ostertagi
Lineage: Eukaryota; Metazoa; Nematoda; Chromadorea; Rhabditida; Trichostrongylidae
Source: the annotation of a GenBank genome assembly
UUGAAAGUUCUUGAUCGAGUCUUAAUUCUUGGUUCAAACACACUCAAGGAUUUGAAAAAUGUCAUCGAGUGCCCAUCAGACAAUCAUGUGUUUGAAGACGUCAGCGAACGAGCUGUGUCAGAUGAAGACCUCUGUAAGAAUCGAUAUCCUUCUUCGUACUUCUUUUUCCAUGACACUUUUUACAUCGAUCUUGAACCAAAAGGAUCUCAAGACAUCACCAGUGAGAUACGAUCAUGGGCUGCAGAACGAGGCUUAGGCAAAACAGAGGUUGCUGACAUGAAUUCUACGAGGAUUGUUGACCUAAAAUGUCGUCUUGGAGCACCAUACCUAUAUGUCCACGCUGGAGCAUGUGAACAUCUAAUCUCCUUCAAUAAUUUAGCGCUUCGAGACAAAUGCCAUCCAAAAGGUCCGUACCCGUCGCCAAUUUUUGAGCGCAACUCUCGCCGCAUCGCUUGUGCUGGUUGCAAGGAGGUUACUGCCGAGUGGGUGGUAUGGGAGCAUGAAGGUAUACCAUCUCCUGUACAGUAUUUUUGUGACUCAUGUUACAAGGAUUUCAACUUCGACGUACUUGGAAGGAAGAUUUUUUCAUUCAAGGCUGCUCCGUUGUACGAUCGCCAUAAUCGCAAGGCUGAU